This is a messenger RNA of Baudoinia panamericana UAMH 10762, 506 nucleotides long. RefSeq lists its product as uncharacterized. The coding region runs from base 31 to 186 and encodes 51 amino acids. The transcript has a single exon. NCBI's taxonomy places the organism in Eukaryota, Fungi, Ascomycota, Dothideomycetes, Mycosphaerellales, Teratosphaeriaceae. The record is from RefSeq and is a predicted model, not a curated record.
GGUGAUCACAUCGCUACGCUGGAGGCAAUGAUGAACCGCAAAGCUGACUUGGACAAGCCCUACGUGAUCCCUGAGAACGGCUUCGCCCAGUCUGCACCUGUUGAGCCAAAGGAUCAUCGCAUUUGCUUCGCUGAAGUGUUCCCAGGCCCGAGUCAAUACCGUCGUCAAACUUGGAGAAGAAGUUGAACUCCGGUACAAUGUAUCGCGCAGAAUGGCGGCACAGCGGCAAAGCGGCUGGGCUCGUCCUACCGAAGCAGUCCGUCCUGCGACCGAAGGUGUAGCACCGCGGCUCAAUGAUCAACUCUGGGAACUCGCCAGAUUCGUCGCAUGGACCGUCAUCCCUGCAUAGUGAGUCUCCAAAGACGAGGAAGCUGAGCUUUCAAUGGCUCUCAGCUACAAGAACUGCAACCAGAUGGUUGGCGUAUUCGUCAAUGCUGUGGAUGUAACGCUGCAGGGCAAUGUGGUCGGACGCUUCGUGAUCAACUUCUACGCAAGGCCAACUCAGG